UUUUAUCCCAGCAGUAUGCCUCUCAGUUCCUGGUGAGGAAACGUCGAGCAAAUUCUUUUAUGGAAGAAAGUAAGAAAGGAAAUUUAGAAAGAGAAUGCAUUGAAGAAUUAUGCAAUAAAGAAGAAGCCAGGGAAAUCUUUGAAAAUAAUCCUGAAACUGAGUAUUUUUAUCCCAAAUAUUUAAGCUGCCUUGCCUCUCAUCGAGCAGGUGUUUUCAGGGUUACUGCAGUUACUCCAGAUUCUCCAGCUGACCUGAGGGCUUGUGUCAAUGAAAUUUCAAACCAGUGUAGCCCUCUGCCGUGCCAUAAAGAUGGAUAUAAGGAUUGCAUAGAUGGACAAGCCAAAUAUACAUGUGUCUGUAAACCAGGAUGGCAAGGAGAGAGAUGUGAAGAAGAUAUAAAUGAAUGUGAAGACUUAAAUGGAGGUUGUAGCCAACGCUGUUCUAAUUUACCUGGAAGCUACCGUUGUUUAUGUGAAGAUGGCUACUUCAUGCAUUCAAAUAAGCGGGAUUGUGGAGAUAUAAAUGAAUGUGUGUUACAUCCAAACAUCUGUGGGACAGCCAUCUGUAAGAACACCCUGGGGAAAUAUGAAUGUGAAUGUGCAGAAGGCUACACAUAUAAUUCAACUUCCAAGAACUGUGAAGAUAUUGAUGAAUGUGCUGAAAAUGUUUGUGCUCAACUCUGUGUAAACUCUCCAGGAAGUUAUAGCUGCUAUUGUGAUGGCAAGAAAGGGUUCAAGCUCUCUAAUGACAUGAAGAAUUGUGAGUCUGUUACUGCAUGUAUCCCACUGAACCUUGAAAAGAAUUAUGAACUGCUUUACCUGGCAGAGCAAUUUAUAGGAAUUCCUGUUCUGUACUUAAAGUUUAAAUUGCCAAAUGUCACGAGAUUUACAGCUGAAUUUGAUUUCCGGACAUAUGAUGCAGAGGGAGUUAUACUAUAUGCAGAAUCCCUUGACAAUACAGCAUGGAUCUUGCUAGCUCUUCGUGAUGGGAAGAUUGAAGUUCAGUUCAAGAAUGAAUUUGGAACAAAAGUCACCAGUGGAGGCAAAGCCAUUAAUGAUGGACUGUGGCAUAUAAUAUCAGUUGAAGAACUAGAACACAGCAUCAGUGUAAAAAUAGCUAAGGAAGCCGUAAUGAGUAUUAACAGCCCAGGAACUCUUUUUAAACCAUCACAGGGUUUCUUGGAAACUAAGGUGUACAUUGCAGGAUUACCUCGCAAAGUAGGCAACACUCUUGUUAAACAGAUUAACCCUCGGCUAGAUGGGUGCAUUCGUGCCUGGAACCUGAUGAAUCAGGGACAUUCAGGUGUAAAAGAAGUUAUUCAAGAAAAACAAAGCAAACACUGUUUAGUAGCAGUGGAGAGAGGAUCUUUCUACCCUGGCACUGGAAUGGCAAAGUUUCAGAUAAACUAUAAUGAUCUUGACAGUGAUGAAGAUUGGCUAGUAAAUGUGACUAUGACUAUUCGCCCAUCCACAGACACUGGUGUUAUGUUUGCCCUGGUUUCUAAUGAAACAGUGCCUCUUGCUUUGUCCAUAGUGGACUCUAACUCCUCUGACUCACAGAAAAUCAUAGUGACCAUUGGAAAUAUCACUGUUGCACAACUGGAAUCAAAGAAAUUAUGUACACCCAGAAAAGUGCUGGUUGGACUUCUAGUAACCAAACAGCAACUUGAGCUGUCUGUUGAUUCACGCACAGAGAGAAGCAAUUCAGAGCAACUGUCUAUCUUGCAUCAAGCAAUGAUGGCAAAUGUUGUUACCUACUUGGGCGGCCUGCCAGAUGUUCCUCUGGGUGCUACGUUAGUAACCGCUUUUUAUAACGGCUGCAUGGAGGUGAAGGUCAACAACAGACAGCUGGAUCUGGAUGAAGCCAUUUCUAAACACAAUGACAUUAGAUCUCACUCAUGCCCACUGAUUAUGCAGUAG
Pterocles gutturalis (yellow-throated sandgrouse) is the source of this 1919-nucleotide messenger RNA. It is a transcript of the gene PROS1, whose product is annotated as protein S (alpha). Gene Ontology annotation, cellular component: extracellular region. Gene Ontology annotation, molecular function: calcium ion binding. NCBI's taxonomy places the organism in Eukaryota, Metazoa, Chordata, Aves, Pterocliformes, Pteroclidae. The transcript is spliced from 14 exons. The record is from RefSeq and is a predicted model, not a curated record. The annotation marks the transcript as partial.